CUGGUGCGCGGCUCAGAUGUCCUGUGUAGUCUGUAGUCGUCUGUAGUCGUGGCUCUGGCGCUCUGCAUCCUCCAUCUGCAGCAGCAGGGGCUGGUGGCACAGGCCCCUGCCCAGACCCUUCCCUCAAACCCAUGUUUCAGUACUAAUCCGGCUGCCCUCCCCGUCGGGGGCCAUUUCUCGGUGCCCUUUGCCCGACCCUUCCAACUCGGGCGCCAUGAAUGACCAGUAUCACCGGGCCGCCAGGGAUGGCUACCUGGAACUCCUCAAGGAGGCCACCCGGAAGGAGCUGAAUGCCCCCGAUGAAGAUGGCAUGACCCCCACCCUCUGGGCUGCCUACCAUGGCAACCUGGAGUCGCUGCGUCUCAUUGUGAGCCGAGGGGGUGAUCCGGAUAAGUGUGACAUCUGGGGAAACACACCCUUGCAUCUGGCAGCUUCCAAUGGCCACCUGCACUGCCUGUCCUUCCUCGUGUCCUUCGGGGCCAACAUCUGGUGCCUGGACAAUGACUACCACACGCCACUGGACAUGGCCGCUAUGAAGGGCCACAUGGAGUGCGUGCGCUAUUUGGACUCCAUCGCAGCCAAGCAGAGCAGCCUCAACCCCAAGCUGGUGGGCAAGCUGAAGGACAAGGCCUUCCGCGAGGCAGAGCGGCGCAUCCGCGAGUGCGCGAAGAUGCAGCGCAAGCACCACGAGCGGAUGGAGCGGCGCUACCGGCGAGAGCUGGCGGAGCGCUCCGACACGCUCAGCUUCUCCAGUCUCACGUCCAGUACCCUGAGCCGCCGGCUGCAGCACCUGACGCUGGGCAGCCAGCUGCCCUACUCGCAGGCCACACUGCACGGCACCGCCAAGGGCAAGGCCAAGAUCCAGAAGAAGCUGGAGAGGCGCAAGCAAGGGGGCGAGGGCACCUUCAAGGUCUCCGAGGACGGGCGCAAAAGCGUCCGGUCGCUCUCGGGCCUGCAGCUAGGCAGCGAUGUGAUGUUUGUGCGCCAGGGCACCUACGCCAACCCCAAAGAGUGGGGCCGUGCCCCACUCAGGGACAUGUUCCUCUCGGAUGAGGACAGCGUCUCUCGUGCCACACUGGCUGCCGAGCCUGCCCACUCGGAGGUCAGCACCGACUCAGGCCACGACUCCUUGUUUACUCGCCCCGGUCUGGGGACGAUGGUGUUUCGAAGGAACUAUCUGAGCAGCGGGCUGCACGGGCUGGGCCGCGAGGACGGGGGCUUGGACGGGGCAGGGACACCGCGGGGUCGGCUGCAGAGUUCCCCCAGCCUGGACGACGACAGCCUGGGCAGUGCCAACAGCUUGCAGGACCGCAGUUGCGGGGAGGAGUUACCCUGGGAUGAGCUAGACUUGGGCUUGGAUGAGGACUUGGAGCCUGAGACCAGCCCCUUGGAGACCUUCCUGGCUUCCUUGUAUUUGGAGGACUUUGCCUCCCUCCUGCGGCAGGAGAAGAUUGACCUGGAGGCCCUGAUGCUGUGCUCAGACCUCGACCUCCGCAGCAUCAGCGUGCCCCUGGGGCCUCGGAAGAAGAUUCUAGGGGCUGUGAGGAGGCGCAGGCAGGCGCUGGAGCGCCCACUGGCCCUGGAGGACACAGAGCUAUGAAAGGUUCUCCUCUCCUCAGACCAAAGUGAAUUAAUUGCAAGUUGCCACAACCCGUGGUGGGGACCAGAGGUCCUCACAGUUGCCAUCCCUGCAGCCUCUUCUCCAAGAGCAAAGGUCACAUGGAUCAUCUCCCUCAAAACCCUGUCCACACUCUGAAGGAGAGGUGUAUCCUCUCCAGGCUACAUUCCAGAGCACCACUUCUGAGCAGUGUUGGCACCCCUGAGCCCACCUCAUUGAGAAGCCCUGAACUACGAGAGGAUUGGUGCUUAGGGACUGAUUGGUCCUGGGGGCUAGAUGACAUCAGACCCAGAUUAGAAAUAGAAUGUGAAGGGGGCACAGCUUGACCUGUUGCAGGCACAUCACCUCGCCACCCACCCAUCCUCUCCAGCCCUUCUUGGGGGUGGGGGUGGGGCCUGUUCUUUUUCAGGCUGGAAACUUACUGCUUCCUACUUAGUGUAACGGAAGAGUUUGGGUACCCCCUCCUCAUACACCCAAGGAGGGAGGUUUCUCAGCCAGACUCUUCAGCCAAAUGCCUGGUCUUUCACUCCCUAGCACAUCCCCUCUCACAAAAGGCCAGUUCCUUCUCUUUCACCCACUGGUCAUGGCCACCGCUGGAGAGCCAGGCUGGGUAGACUGGUGUAACUGGUACUUUCCCAGCUCAUUCUGGGAGCCCAGACGGUCUCCUUUAGCUUCACCCCACUCCACUGUGCAGCCUGGUUUCCCUGGGCCUCCCGAAGACCAGGGGGCCUAGAAGCAAGGUGCGUCAGUAUUGUGGCCUCCAGGCCUGGAAGUCGAGUGUGCCUGACGGUAGAAUCACUUCUGCUAACUGCCUCAGAGUCUCCCAGGCCUAGACAGGCAGGGGCUGGACACAGUCUGUGUCAGGCCCAAUGUGGGAAAGCUCUGCGAGGAAGAUUCUGGAAGAUGUGGAGAACCUGAGGUCCUGAUCGUGCCCUGGCUCCUAAGGCGCGUGCUCUCUCUCUGUAUGGUGUGUGCACGUAGGGUGUGUGCAUUUUGUGUGAAUUUAUAUAUUAGUGUGCAUAUAGGUGUGUGUAGUGUGUGUGUGUGUGUGUGUAGUGUGCAUAUAAGGUGUAUGCAUUGUGUGUGUGUAGUGUAUAUGUGUAGUGUGCAUAUAGGGUGUAUGUAGUGUGUGUAUGUGUGUGUUAGGGUUGGUCAGAGGAUUUCCCUCAGGGUCUGGAGAGGCCUGGGCUACCUUUGACUUGGCAUGGAUCAUGGAGAAGUGGGAACUCACUGUGUGUCCAGUCCUGUGAUGGUAUGGAGAUGAAAACCAGAGCAAAGGCUAGUCCAGAGGGAGGUCCUCAGAGUGUGUCCUCAUGGCUCUUCCACCACACCAAGGUUAGAGAUGUGGUUAAGUCCCUCAGGAGCCACAUGCAUGCAGGGUCACAUCCAGCCCCGCCCCCCACAUGCCCCUCCUCCUUCUCAGCAGUGAACCCGCAACCCAUCCUGGACCUGAGCUCAGAGAACAGGGAGUGUGCACAGCCUCUAGCUCCUCCUUGAGCUCCCUGGGGCAGAGGAAAGAACCCGAAGACCUCUGUGUUCUGUCUGGAGGUGCAUACCCAUGCACACGCAGUUCUGAGUGUGGAGGAGGCAGCUUCUUUCCCACCACCACCCCGAGUCACCCCCACCUUGCCUUCUUGUUUUCUGGGCCCAAGCCUGGGGCCACCUCCAAGUGCCGACUCUUCUUUCUCAGAGUCCCCAGGGACUGCUGUUUCUCACCUCUUCUGACUGUUUACUGCCUCGGCCCCUCCUGGUUCUCCCUGCACUGGGGUGGCCAGAUUCUGUGAUCCCCACCGUUGUACCCUAAACCCUUCCUCAGGCU
Molecule: messenger RNA, 3437 nt
Organism: Peromyscus leucopus (white-footed mouse)
Lineage: Eukaryota; Metazoa; Chordata; Mammalia; Rodentia; Cricetidae
Gene: Ush1g
Product: USH1 protein network component sans
Exons: 3
Coding region: 215-1600 (461 amino acids)
Biological process (GO): sensory perception of sound; equilibrioception; sensory perception of light stimulus
Molecular function (GO): protein binding
Source: RefSeq, a predicted model, not a curated record